Molecule: messenger RNA, 738 nt
Organism: Aspergillus alliaceus
Lineage: Eukaryota; Fungi; Ascomycota; Eurotiomycetes; Eurotiales; Aspergillaceae
Product: peptide alpha-N-acetyltransferase complex A subunit ARD1
Exons: 2
Coding region: 1-738 (245 amino acids)
Biological process (GO): N-terminal peptidyl-glutamic acid acetylation
Cellular component (GO): NatA complex
Molecular function (GO): protein-N-terminal-glutamate acetyltransferase activity; protein N-terminal-serine acetyltransferase activity
Source: RefSeq, a predicted model, not a curated record
AUGGUCGACAUAGUCCCCCUCUCCUCCUACCCAAGCUACAUUGACCUCCUCCCCUCCAUCCAGACCUGCAACAUAACCAACCUCCCCGAAAACUACUUCUUAAAAUACUAUCUCUACCACGCGCUCACCUGGCCGCAGCUGAGCUUCGUCGCCGUCGUCCGCCCCAAGAAUGGCUACACUAAGCAAAUCGCAGGCAGCGGGGCCGCCACGCUGACGGAGCAGUAUCCGAAGGUGGUGGGGUAUGUUCUUGCGAAGAUGGAGGAGGAGCCGACGGACGGCAUGGCGCAUGGACAUAUUACGUCGUUGAGUGUGAUGAGGACGCAUAGACGGUUGGGGAUUGCGGAGCGGCUGAUGAGGAUGUCGCAACGCGCUAUGGCUGAGUCGCAUCGGGCUCAUUAUGUUUCGCUGCAUGUACGUGUGAGCAAUACGGCUGCUUUGAGGUUAUACCGCGAUACGCUUGGGUUCCAGGUUGAGAGUGUGGAGAGCAAAUACUAUGCUGAUGGGGAGGAUGCGUAUGCUAUGCGCAUGGAUUUGACGGAUAUGUGGAUGAACUGGGCGGAGAUUGAGCGGAAGGAUCGGCUGCGGGCGGAGAAGGAUGGGAAGGAUGCGGAUGAGGGUGAGGAGGUGGGUGAGUUGGGGACGGAGAAGGAGAAGGAGAAGAUGGUUAAGGUGAAGGUUGGGAGGGGUUUGGGGGUUGGCGAUUUGGUGGAGAAGAAUGAGUCGCAGGUUCAGGCUUAA